AUGAAUGCUGGGAGCCCCAGGAAGGUGGAGGGUGGGAGUCGUCGACCCGACACGACCACCUGCGACCAGUCACGACCACCUGCGACCAGUCACGACCACCCGCGACCAGACACGACCACCCGCGACCAGACACGACGACCCGCGACCAGUCACGACCACCCGCGACCAGACACGACCACCCGCGACCAGACACGACCACCCGCGACCAGACACGACCACCCGCGACCAGACACGACCACCCGCGACCAGACACGACCCACCAUGACAACCUGCGACCAGACACGACCCACCACGACCAGCAGCAGCCCAGCACGACCGUGGACGACCACCACGACCCCCACACUAACAUAA
Molecule: messenger RNA, 351 nt
Organism: Procambarus clarkii (red swamp crayfish)
Lineage: Eukaryota; Metazoa; Arthropoda; Malacostraca; Decapoda; Cambaridae
Product: salivary glue protein Sgs-3-like
Source: RefSeq, a predicted model, not a curated record